Suillus fuscotomentosus is the source of this 661-nucleotide messenger RNA. RefSeq lists its product as uncharacterized. The record is from RefSeq and is a predicted model, not a curated record. NCBI's taxonomy places the organism in Eukaryota, Fungi, Basidiomycota, Agaricomycetes, Boletales, Suillaceae. The transcript is spliced from 2 exons. The annotation marks the transcript as partial.
GCUUAUGUCUGAUGCAUCAAGUAACGUUAACUGAGUCCUGAUUGGAAACCCUGUUCGUUGCAGGGUCAAAUUAUUUGGCAGAAUACCUGUGAGCUCCUUUGCACACGUUUUCACCCGAACUAUGACCUUCCACGUCGGUCUCACUGAUUCACACGAGUUUUCUCCCGUGAACAUGAACUACCCAGCCGCCCACAUCCAUAUGCUGCCAGUGGAACUUCUACAGCACAUAUUCUUGCUUGUCGUCAAUGACGUUCCAGACUGUCCUAGUGUCUUCUCCUAUGGGGAUACAACCAUCUCCCCCAAUGUUGGCAGCCCUCCCCUAGUCUUCACCCGCGUGUGUCAUUUUUGGCGAGUCAUAUCACUUUCAACGACAGCGAUCUGGUCGCGCAUGCAGGUCUCCCUUCCGGGGCGAGUCGAACCGUUGAAACCAUUCCUUCCAUCUUUCCUUCAGUCGUGGCUUGCACGCUCUGGAAAUCAGCCCCUUACCCUCCGCAUCGUGUCCGGAGAGCUCCCUGUACGCACCACACGCCGCUGCAUGCGACAGCCGUGUCAAGAACCCUCACAAGCAGAUUCUCAACUGCUCGAAAUCCUUCUUUCUGAGAGCAAGCGUUGGGAAGCCGUGGCCCUGGCGUUUUCAGACGACCUGAACCGUAACUUCGAC